Scylla paramamosain (green mud crab) is the source of this 864-nucleotide messenger RNA. RefSeq lists its product as uncharacterized. The record is from RefSeq and is a predicted model, not a curated record. The coding region runs from base 1 to 864 and encodes 287 amino acids. The transcript is spliced from 6 exons. Lineage: Eukaryota; Metazoa; Arthropoda; Malacostraca; Decapoda; Portunidae.
AUGAGAGUGCCUACACCCCUUCUACUCAUCUACACCCAAGCACUUCACCUCUACACCCGCGCAGACUCUCCUACACCCUCGGCGCAAUCAACACACUCACGUCCUCCCAUCCAUACACACUCCACACUCACCCCACACCCAGAUUUAUCGCCCACACAGUCGGCGCCGCAAAAAAACAAACAUCGAGGAACACACGCCCACACACCUCACACAGCCCGAAGAACCCACCCGUGCCUCUCCCCAUCCCACCCACACCUCCCAGUCCCUCCCUAUGCAACCUUUUCUCCUGAUGCCCUACUCACCUACUCCCCUAUUCGCCCACCAAGGCCCGGUUCUCCUAGGUUCUCCUCCCCCUGUCAGUCUCAACCCCUCGUCUCUCCCGGAUCGGCCGCCAAUGAACCUAAGUACUAUGAUCCACACCCAGACCAUCUUAGACCUCUGAUAUACACCUCCCAGCCCCCACACCAGACCCAGUGUAAUCCCUCCCCCAUCACACUGCCUACACUCCCUCACCCUCCGCCCACACUCAAUACACCCUCUCUUUAUCUGCCGCUCAGCUGCUAUUGCUAUUGCCCGCCGGAGACGGCAAGGUGCAUCCCAGGUAGUGACAACGCAGGAUUUUCACCUUUAUGGCACGUGUGGUUCAGUGUUGCUUUGCUCGCUUCCCUCGGAGUGGCGCAGUCAUGCCAACGCCACCUCCGCCCCUUACCUACACCUCCAACUUCUCAUCCUCAUCCCCCUGCCAACGCCACCUCCGACCCUUGCCCACACCUCCUGCCCCUCCCCCCUUGCCGUGCCCCCUGCCAGUACCAGCGGACCCUUGCCACCAUCACUCUCACUUGGGAGGCCACGCGGCUGUCAUGA